CACGUUAUGUUUAUGUAAUUCUUACCUAGAUUGAAUCUCUCUUAAACUUUUAAGAGUGGACAUAAGCAACCUAUUACAUCAGCCUUGUCAGUGGGGGUCUGUGCAUAACAUAUUCCGCACUAACCCCAAUCAAGAGCUGAGCUUGCCGGGAUUUCGUGCGAAGGCAGCCUCACAUACGACAGCCUUUCUAUCUGUUUAUCAACUUCCAUCAAGCUCGUUUAUCUUGAGUAACCAAGCUUCCUUAUUCCAUUCUAUUUCUCAAUUUCCCUAUUCCCCUAUUCCCCUUCCUCAAGAUGCCUGCCACGACCGCCGAGACGCUUUCUUUUGUCAACAAAAAUGUUACAGUUGCCCCUCUCGUCCUCCUCUCCGUCGUAGACCACUUUAAUCGGGUAGCAAAGGGCACGCGGAAGCGAGUCGUCGGUGUGCUGUUGGGUCAGAACGAUGGAAAGAAUGUACGGGUAUCAAACAGCUUUGCAGUUCCGUUCGAGGAGGACAGCGAUGAUCCGUCCGUUUGGUUCUUAGAUCACAACUAUGUCGAGAACAUGAACGACAUGUUCAAGAAGGUCAACGCCCGAGAGAAGUUAAUAGGCUGGUACCACUCAGGACCUAAGCUGCGCGCAUCCGACCUUCAGAUCAACGAACUCUUCAAGAGAUAUACGCCAAACCCGCUACUAGUCAUCAUCGACGUCCAACCUAAGGAGUCUGGCGUUCCGACAGAUGCGUACUUUGCGGUAGAGGAGAUUAAGGACGACGGCACAACCACAUCCAAGACCUUCGUACAUACACCUUCCACCAUCGAGGCCGAGGAAGCGGAAGAGAUCGGUGUCGAGCACCUGCUCCGGGAUAUUCGUGACGUAGCCAUCGGUACUCUAUCGACGCGGAUCACAAACCAGCUGCAAUCGUUACAAGGACUACACCUCCGAUUGCGCGACAUUCAAGCAUACCUUCAGAAAGUUCAGGACGGCAAAUUACCAGUGAACCAUGCAGUCUUAGGAAACCUCCAAGAUAUCUUCAACCUCCUACCUAACCUAUCGACACCCAAGCCCGGUGUGGAAGGAAAGAGCGGUAACGUGGGUGAACUAUCUUAUGCGAUGAGCGUCAAGACGAACGACCAGCUCCUUGCCAUCUACCUGAGCAGCUUAAUCCGCGCCAUCACGGCUUUCCACGACUUAAUCGAGAACAAGAUUCAGAACCGACAACAACAGGAAGAGAAGGAGGCGAAGGAGGAAGCUGCCGCGACGGCAGGAAAAGACGAUAAGGAGAAGAAGGAGAACGGCGUUAAUGGCGUCGGGGGUGAGACUACGGAGAAGAGUAGCGACAAGGAAAAGAAGAAAUAGUAGAGCUUUUAUGAGUAGACGGAAUACCAAAUUACUGCAACCCCUGUACAUUAAUCCUCUUUGGACGAGGGCUGAUUUCGAGGUUGGGGAUACCUCAUGCAUGCAAAUCUAUAGAGUUCUGACCAGGGGCUGAUCCCUGACGAGGGCAUCAUUUUAUCUCUUAAGUC
Messenger RNA from Daldinia loculata, 1504 nucleotides. RefSeq names its product maintenance of mitochondrial structure and function-domain-containing protein. The record is from RefSeq and is a predicted model, not a curated record. Gene Ontology annotation, molecular function: protein binding; metallopeptidase activity. The transcript has 3 exons. Gene Ontology annotation, cellular component: proteasome regulatory particle; proteasome complex. NCBI's taxonomy places the organism in Eukaryota, Fungi, Ascomycota, Sordariomycetes, Xylariales, Hypoxylaceae. Bases 294 to 1337 code for a protein of 347 amino acids. Gene Ontology annotation, biological process: proteasome-mediated ubiquitin-dependent protein catabolic process.